AUGGCCUCUUCCUACACCGUAAGGGUCAAUGACCACGAGUUCCUGAGCGAGUCUGUCAUGGAUGAAAAGUCAGUCGUAUACUUCCGGCACAGCGAGCGGCUGAGCAAGAAAACGCACGGUCUGUCCUGCGCCCUGGCGGACGGCGAUCUCGAAGCCCUGGCGGCCCUGGGCCGCGACACUGAUGGGUUUCUCAAGCACGAACUCCGCGGACCCGCGUGGCUUGCGCUGCUCAAGUCGCGGCUGCCCUUUGACACCGCCAGUAGCAGCAAGAACGGGGGCGGUGAUCCACAUCGCGACGAGCACCAGAUUGCCCUGGACGUGAAGCGCUCCUUUGGCGAUAUCAAAGAUGACAAUGCCAAGGCUUUUUUGCGUCACGCUUUGGAGCGCACCAUCGUCAGGGUCCUCCGGGCGUUCCCGCAGCUCAGUUACUACCAGGGCUACCACGACGUCUGCGCCGUCUUCGUCCUGGUUUUCGCCCACGCCAGCGCCCCAGGUGUCGGACACAACCUCAGUGCCUCAACGAGCAGCACGGCUUCUGCAGAGGGUAUGGACGCGCCGCACGAUUCAGACGGUUCGGACAUCUCUGAAAGUCUCAGUUCGAGCUCCAUUUCCACAAAGCUUGCCGACGACUCGCUCCUGCUUGUCGACAGUGAGCAGCUCUUCGAAGCCGUGGUUAUUUUUACCCUGCUGUACUUGCGCGACUUCAUGAUGAACUCCCUUACCUUUACGAUCGACCAAUUGGCUCUCAUUCCACUCAUAGUCAAGCAAAAAGACUCUUACUUCUAUCGAACCUUCCAGCUUGACAAAAUUGAUCCCUUCUUCGCACUCUCCUCUAUUCUUACCUUAUUUUCACACGACCUGAGACCUCAAAGCGAUGAUGCGCCGAGCAUUGUAUUCCAAGUUUUUGACCUUGUCAUUUCCGCGAACUCUAUGAUGGUGCCCCUUGUUGCUUAUAGUUAUCUCCUGUUGGCCAAAAAGGAUGAUCUUCUGUUAAGGUACAAAGAGAAUAUCGAUAACUUCGACAAUAGCACCGAUCUGAUACACGGUGUAAUUCAGCAGGAAAUGAUUGCUGGGUCCAGCGUUCAGCUCUGGAACGACAUCCUUGAUGCAAGUAGGAAUUCUUCUCUCGAACUGCCCAGAGAGUCAAAGAAAAUCCUAAACAAAUACAGCGUGCUACUAACAAACUCUCGCGGGCCGAUACUGUUAGAGGAGGUUUUGACAUGGCUAUCCAGAGAAAUUUGCCUCAAUGAAUCUGUGGGAUCACGGAACGCCAGACUGGACAAUAAGAAGUCGCCGGUUCCCAAAUGGAGGCUGCUUGCGCAAGGUAGAGGCUCUAUCUUAGUAAAAUUCUCUCUCUUUAUUGGGGUGGCCGCAAUCUUAUUGAAGCUGUAUAUGCAGUCGCUUGAAGGGCAUCAAGGGCAUCGUCGCAUCGAGCUGUACUUUGACCAGAUAAAAUCUCUCAAGUUCCUAGGGCUUACUCAACCACGGAGAGUUUGGCUAGAUCCUCUGAAAACCUUGUUGAAGAUAGGCCGGACCUAG
This is a messenger RNA of Lachancea thermotolerans CBS 6340, 1539 nucleotides long. It is a transcript of the gene GYP8, whose product is annotated as GTPase-activating protein GYP8. Lineage: Eukaryota; Fungi; Ascomycota; Saccharomycetes; Saccharomycetales; Saccharomycetaceae. The transcript has a single exon. The coding region runs from base 1 to 1539 and encodes 512 amino acids. The record is from RefSeq and is a predicted model, not a curated record. Gene Ontology annotation, molecular function: GTPase activator activity. Gene Ontology annotation, cellular component: endoplasmic reticulum membrane. Gene Ontology annotation, biological process: positive regulation of GTPase activity; endoplasmic reticulum to Golgi vesicle-mediated transport.